This is a messenger RNA of Suillus plorans, 849 nucleotides long. RefSeq lists its product as uncharacterized. The coding region runs from base 1 to 849 and encodes 282 amino acids. The record is from RefSeq and is a predicted model, not a curated record. Lineage: Eukaryota; Fungi; Basidiomycota; Agaricomycetes; Boletales; Suillaceae. The transcript is spliced from 13 exons.
AUGUACACUUCUCUGCUCACAACUGUCAUUUUUUUGAAUAUUGGGAAGCAAUCACGAGCUGCGGCGCUGGGACUUCUCAUUUAUGAACAUAUCAUUACCUUUGAGGACGAGAUUGAUCUGAUCUGGUUGAAGAAAAAAAGUUGGGUGACAUAUCUCUAUCAUUUUAAUGUGCACUACACUAAUGCGCUCUGGAGAACCGCUGGCUUCCAGAGUUAUGGCUCACGUUCAACACAACAUUCAAAGUACAACAAAGCCAAUAUGAAGCAGUAUCAUCCAAGUUGCGUUACUUACAUGUUAUGCAACAAUAUUAUUGCACUCCUUAUGACCGUUUCCGUUCAAACAACACUACAGCUUAGAGGGAGUCCAGCAAUUUUGUAUGAAAAGUCACCAACUAACGUCCUUCAAGCAAUGAUGGCACUCCUCAUUGGCUUGACAAUUGCUCGUGUCGAAAGAUUCCCAGUAGUUUCCACUCCAGCGGGCUGUCUCUUUGAGGGUCUCGCCCCCCUCUCUGCAAUCUUUUGGACGCCAGCACUGAUAUUUGAACCUGUCAUUUGCAUACUCAUCCUAAAGAAAGUUUUUCUGGACCGACAACAACGCAGUGAACUUGCAACAUUUCUGGCCCGCGACAGAAUAUUCAUGCAACUUAUUGGGUCAAGUAUCGUCUGGGCCCGGUAUCCAUCCUAUAUCAACCUCUUCAUGCCUUGGUCUAUUGUUUUGCCAUCAUUGCUCUGCAACCGUCUUUUGCUCAACGUGAGAGGGCGCUUUGCGAGGGGAUCUGAGCCUGUGCCAAUUGAACUUGCAAUCCUCCCAAGCAGCGUGGAUUCAUUCAGAAUGUCUGACGAGGAGUAA